Molecule: messenger RNA, 684 nt
Organism: Rodentolepis nana
Lineage: Eukaryota; Metazoa; Platyhelminthes; Cestoda; Cyclophyllidea; Hymenolepididae
Source: the annotation of a GenBank genome assembly
AUGUCCUCCGAAGCUGUUAAACAUAUUCGUAGGGAGGAUGAAUUUGAGAAUCUUAUCAAGGAAGAUAAAUUAGUCGUAUGCGAUUUCUUUGCUACCUGGUGUGGUCCCUGCAAAAUGCUUGCUCCGAAACUGGAAGGUCUUGCUAAAGAGCACAAAAAUGUUGCCUUUGUUAAAAUCGAUGUAGAUGAAUUGGAAGAACUUGCUAUGAAAUAUGAGAUUGAGGCUAUGCCAACUAUCCUUUUCUUCAGGAAAGGCGAUAAGCUCGCUACCGUUAAGGUCGAUAAGCCAACUGGAUUUAGAAGAAGAUGGGAAACCACAUCUAAAUGUAUAAGAUCAAGCACUUUUGUGAAAUUACCUAAAAUGGCGUCUGCCGUAAGGCACAUUUCGGACGAAAAGGAGUUUGAGGAUCUUGUCAAGGGUGAUAAGCUCGUUGUAUGUGAUUUCUAUGCUACUUGGUGUGGACCUUGCAAAGCUCUUGCCCCAAAACUGGAGGCUUUAGCAAAGGAGAAAACCUCCGUUGUAUUCGUCAAAGUUGAUGUAGAUGAAAUGGAGGAUCUAGCUCAGAAACAUGAGGUAUCAGCAAUGCCUACGCUCAUUGUUUUUAAACGUGGUGCCCCUGUUGGUCGCUUUAUUGGAGCUGACAUAGAAAAAGUAAAGGCUGCAAUCGCUGAACAUUCGGAAUAA